This is a messenger RNA of Schistocerca nitens (vagrant locust), 471 nucleotides long. Its product is annotated as putative odorant receptor 71a. The transcript has 5 exons. Gene Ontology annotation, molecular function: odorant binding; olfactory receptor activity. Gene Ontology annotation, cellular component: plasma membrane. Lineage: Eukaryota; Metazoa; Arthropoda; Insecta; Orthoptera; Acrididae. Bases 55 to 471 code for a protein of 138 amino acids. The record is from RefSeq and is a predicted model, not a curated record. Gene Ontology annotation, biological process: sensory perception of smell; detection of chemical stimulus involved in sensory perception of smell.
UUGCAGCUCCCCACGCAAGGCAUUCCUGUAUGUAUCAGACUGUUGGAAGAGCUGAUGAGUCGGGCUGUUUUCGUUCUUCUUCUCUGCAAUGUGCUUUGCAUCUGCCUGCACAUCUUCUCGACAAUUGUGUUGCUACAAGAAACUAUGGAUCCAGUGGAGACCAUCAAACUACUGACUGGUUUCUCUCUCUUCGCCUAUCAGACAGCGUUAUUCUGCCUCGUCGGGCAGAGGAUCAUAGAUCAGAGCGAGCGCCUGGUCCACUCGGCCUUCAGCUGUGGCUGGCCGGACGGCGACGGGCGCUGCAAGCGGCUGCUGCUCGUCUUCUGCCUGCGCUCUUCCAGAGCCGCCAGCCUCAAGGUCGGCCUGCUCUACCCGCUGUCCAAGGAGAUGGUCAUCCAGGUGCUGAACACUUCGUACACGCUGUUCAAUUUCCUGUAUCACACGGAGCGUGCGAGAGCGUCACUGGAUUGA